GAGGCCGCCCUAGGUCCGGUCCCUCCCCCGGCGGCCUGGCGCCUCCCUCGCUCCCUCCCCGCCGCGGUGACUCACGGAGCGGGAGGCGGAGGCUGCGCUGAGGCGGAGGCGGCCCGGCUGCUGUUGCUCCUGCUGCUCCUGCUGCCGACGCCGAGCGAAGCCGACCCGCGAGCGCGCCCCGGAGCAGGCUGGGCCCGCAGCCCCGCGCUCCGGCUCCCGGGGCUGGCCCAGGGCAGCACUUCCACAGCUCCUAGCCUGUGAUUCUUCUGAUCACGACUCAGCAUCCAUUUGGCCGAAGCUGAUUUCCAAAAGCAGGAAUCUGUGGAGUUGGACUGAGGGGAAUGAACCGUGAGGGAGCUCCCGGGAAGAGUCCGGAGGAGAUGUACAUUCAGCAGAAAGUUCGGGUCUUGCUCAUGCUGAGGAAGAUGGGAUCAAAUCUGACAGCCAGUGAGGAAGAAUUCCUGCGGACGUAUGCAGGGGUAGUAAGCAGCCAGCUGAGCCAGCUCCCAUCACACUCCAUCGACCAGGGUGCAGAGGACGUGGUCAUGGCGUUUUCCAGGUCGGAGACAGAAGACAGGCGGCAAUAGCUACAACGCAACCUGGAACCCACUGGAAGCCAACGAGGGCCAUGCAAGCUCUGAGAAGCUGGCUGCCUGCAUCGGUCCCCUGCCCUUCUCUCCUCCCCACUCUUCAGGCCCCUAACUCCCUCUCCCCUGCCCUGGGAAGCACCUCCCAGCCCACUACCCAGCUGGCUGUGUUAGCGAGGGGGAGACCAGUGGUGCACAUGGGAUUGGUUCAAAGGGAUGGACUCUGUAAUUGGCUACAGGGAGAAAUCUUUUUAUUUUUUAAAACCUGACCAAUGGAAACCUUUUCUUUUUAUUUCUGCCUCUUUCACCACCUCAUCCCUUUUCUUGCUGUCUGGGCAUAGAACUUCCCAGGAAGCUCUCUAUGCCUUGGUGCUUUAUUUAGGUCAUUUUUAGCAAUGUGAAAAGGUUCUGAUUGGCUGCCUAAAACUGGAAACAACUCUUGAUUGGCUGGUGAAAGGAAAACGCUUCUCUCUUUGAUUGGUUUCAGGUAUUCUGCUGAUCUCAACAGCUUGAUUCUAAGUAAAGAGAAUAGGGGUUGGGGCAUUGGCUGUUACAUUUGACUUGAAAAAAAAAAAUACAAAACCAAGUGUGCUUUGCGAUAUUUAUUACACAAAGAGCUGCUGCUGCUUUUAAAUUUUAUUUUUGAAUUCGAUUGGCUUAUAGUCGAUAUGUUUGUUUUCCUGCUGGCUCCUCAAUGACUCUAGUGGCCAUAGAUUUUCCCCCCAAAAAAACUACACCCACAAAACCCUACCACCUUUGCUGCUUGAAAUCUCUGGUCCCAGGGGGAGCCAACUUAAGAAUCUAUUUACAUUAAUAAUUACACCUACCCUUCCUGGAGCUGGAAAUAUAAAAGGCCCCCAGGCGGGGCCACAGCUACAAACCAGGACCCAGAACAGACUGGAUUUGAGCUCUGUAAGAGUCAGAGUUAAGCGGUCACCAAGAGCUGAGGGGGUGAGUGUGUGUGAGUGUGUGCCCAUGCCAUGUACAUGCACACACUCACAUGCCACCCGCCACUCUUUGUAAGGUGAGGAUGUUGCUGGAAAAAUACAGGUCCCCCUGCCCCUAAAACCUUGUUUGUUCUGCAGCCUGAAAGCUUCUGGUUUGGAGGGAGCUACUCCAUCCUUGUUUAGAGACUGCUGCUGCUUCCAAGUAGGGAGAAAGAGGCCCUGGGCCUCUAGGCCCUUCCCAGAGGCACUCGCAAGGAGAUGGGGCUCACCUCACAGGUCCUGAGGAUGCCUCUGUGCACCUCCUUUUCCCUCCCCUCCCAUGGGUUUCCGCUGCCCCACCCUACACUGACCAUCUUGCAAUCUGGAGUGUCCUCUUCCCACCCACCCUGGCAGUUCUCCCAGCCCCUUUUAAAAGCCUACAUGUUGAAAAGAAAGUCAUCAACUAUAAUUGCCAAGGGUUCUGCCAGCUGGGGAGGGCCAGUCUGGCAGGCCCCUACCAAGGCCUUCUCCUAGCUUGGCAGGUAGGGCUGGCCUCAGCUCCCAUUUAUUAAUUCUCUACCUGGGCCCCUGAGCCAGGGGCUGGGGCGGAGGAAGCAGGGAACCCUUAGCGCCAAAUCCCUGCAGGCAGUGUCAGAGCAGAAGCUUCCAUCCAUCCUUCCCUCCCUUGAGGGGCCCCUGCACCCCCAUCUCUCCUGCCUGCCUUCCCAUGGCAUGCACAGGGCUUAACUUUGAAGCAGGUAAACAGGAAAUGUUGCCACGUUCAUAUGAAGCUUUUCUUGGUAAAGAGGAAAUCUCAUCUCCGUUCCUGAGCAAACCCCAAGUUUUUAAUAAGGGGUCUAGCUCUAACCCUUUGCCCAGGGAGUGGAUGAGACUUUCUGAGCCAAACAGGACUUACUGCCCAAGGGCUUGGGGCCAACCGACAGUCACCAAGGCAUGAGGGGGCAGUUGCAGAGUGCCAACGGUUUAAUGACCUCCAACAUGUACAGAGAGGGCCCUCGAAGCAUUCUGCUGCCUGUGACCAAUUAGGAGUGCUAAUGAGGCCACCCGAUCUGCCGUCCCAAUUCCUUUAAGGUCAGUUAGUCUGGUACAAUAUAAACCUUCACAGCCACACCAAACAGCCCCCAGGCCCAGCCAGGCUGCCUGGCCAUGUUGCCAAUGACUGAUGGACAAAGGGCCCAGCAGGGAAGAGAUGGGAGCGUCCCAUAAGGCUGGGCACCCCUCCUCUCAAUGGACACCUUGGUAGUGGGUCUAUAGCAAUGUCUUCCCUACAAAGGACCAGUCCCCAACUCCCAGUGUCAUCAGCCGGAGUCCCAGUCGUUGGGCAAAAGGUGAACAGCCCCUGCCACCCCGGGGUCCCCGUCCUGGGGCGGGCUUCUGUCACAGCGUUGCCCGCUGUGCUCCUGAGCCAUCGAGGGUCUGAGCUCAGGUGAAGUGGUCAUGUGUUUGUCUGUGGCCCCAGGCCUGUCAAGCUAACAUGCAUCUCUCUCGUGUCCCCGAUGAUAACUCUGACCUGUCUAUCUUCUGAAGAAGAAAAGUGAAAGUGUUUCUGUGGUUUAAUCUUUUAACUAAAAAUGUAACUCUUGGGGAAAAAAUAACAAUAAAGGUUUUUAAUAGCUUGUCA
Molecule: messenger RNA, 3155 nt
Organism: Antechinus flavipes (yellow-footed antechinus)
Lineage: Eukaryota; Metazoa; Chordata; Mammalia; Dasyuromorphia; Dasyuridae
Gene: CTNNBIP1
Product: catenin beta interacting protein 1
Exons: 5
Coding region: 342-587 (81 amino acids)
Biological process (GO): negative regulation of Wnt signaling pathway
Cellular component (GO): beta-catenin destruction complex; cytosol; nucleus
Molecular function (GO): beta-catenin binding
Source: RefSeq, a predicted model, not a curated record